Messenger RNA from Closterium sp. Yama58-4, 612 nucleotides. NCBI's taxonomy places the organism in Eukaryota, Viridiplantae, Streptophyta, Zygnematophyceae, Desmidiales, Closteriaceae. The record is from the annotation of a GenBank genome assembly.
AUGAGAGCGUGGAGACCGCCAUGUUCUCCGGAGGGAGUUCCGGAGGAAAGUCCAAGUGGAGCAAGGGACGUUAAGCGCGUCGUCUUCGGGAACAACAAGUCGCUACCGGUGGUUGGAGUUGGGAGUACGCGUCUCAUCGUCGAUGGCGGACCGGUUGACAUCACGAACGUGCUUCACGUUCCGGGAUUGAAGGUGAAUCUACUCCCCGUCACUCAACUCGCGAAGAAGGACAUGAAGUUCACCAUCGAUGGCGCGACGAUGAACCUCUUCUGGAAGGGGAAGCAAUUCGCACAAGGCGUUCUCAACGGAGAACUCUACCAACUCAAGACGCACCCGGGAGCGGCUUCAUCCAACGUGGCGCAAGGUUCCAAUGCGACUUCCAAGGCGUGGCAUAAUCGACUUGCGCACGCCAACUACGAGUCGGUCAAGGAGUUGGCCAAGAAAGGACUCUCGGAGGGAAUCGACGUGAUCGCUGGCGACGACGAGAAGGGCGUGUGCACGGCGUGUGUCGAAGGAAAAAUGGCUCGCAAGCCAUUUGGGAGGAGCGCGGUUCCUCUUGGUGAUGCUCGACGACGCGACGCGGAUGUGUUGGACCCGACUCUUGAAGGCUAA